AUGGCGGACUCGGCGGCUGAUAUUGAUGCUCACCCUCAUGAGGGAGGAGGCGCGGCGCAGACAGCCAAGGAUUUGUUCUCGGGGGCUGCUGGUGGUGUUGCGCAGGUCUUGCUUGGCCAACCCUUCGACAUAGUCAAGGUCCGCCUCCAGACCGCCACAACCCCGACCACGGCCCUCAGCGCCGCAACCUCCAUCUGGCGCAACGAAGGGCCCCUCGCCUUCUACAAAGGCACCCUCACCCCUCUCCUAGGCAUCGGCGCCUGCGUCUCCGUCCAGUUCGGCGGCUUCCACGCCGCCCGCCGCUGGUUCGAGGACCGCAACACCACCACCCACGGCAGCCCGCCCGCCGCCCCGCUCUCCUACCCGCAGUACUACGCCGCCGGCGCCUUCGCAGGCGUCGCCAACAGCGUCAUCUCAGGCCCCAUCGAACACGUCCGCAUCCGCCUGCAGACCCAGCCCCACGGCGCCGCCCGCCUCUACUCGGGCCCCCUCGACUGCGUCCGCAAGCUCGUUGCCGCCCCCGGAGGCGGCCUGUGGCGCGGCGUCUACCGCGGCGAGGCCGUCACCAUCCUCCGUGAGGCCCAGGCCUACGGCGUGUGGUUCCUCGCCUUCGAGUGGCUGAUGAACGCCGACGCCCGCCGCAACCGCGUCUCGCGCGACGACAUCCCUGCCUACAAGAUUGCCUUUUACGGCGGUCUCGCGGGUGAGGCCCUGUGGCUGGCCAGCUAUCCGCUCGACGUCGUCAAGAGCAAGAUGCAGACCGAUGGGUUCGGCGCCGAGAUGCGGUAUCGGUCUAUGCGGGACUGUUUUGCGCAGACGUGGGCGAAGGAGGGCAUGGGCGGGUUCUGGCGCGGGCUGGGGCCUACUUUGCUGAGGGCCAUGCCUGUGAGCGCGGGCACUUUUGCGGUUGUGGAGAUGACGAGGAGGGCGAUUAACUAG
Messenger RNA from Cryphonectria parasitica EP155, 939 nucleotides. RefSeq names its product mitochondrial carrier. Lineage: Eukaryota; Fungi; Ascomycota; Sordariomycetes; Diaporthales; Cryphonectriaceae. Gene Ontology annotation, molecular function: L-ornithine transmembrane transporter activity. The coding region runs from base 1 to 939 and encodes 312 amino acids. The transcript has 2 exons. The record is from RefSeq and is a predicted model, not a curated record. Gene Ontology annotation, biological process: mitochondrial L-ornithine transmembrane transport.